AUGUCAUUAUCGAUGUUCAAUCAUUUUUGUCAAAAUGUGUUAAAAUUGGUAGGAGCCCGCGUUGUCUCAUUACGUAUUACAUUAAAUAAUAUUAUUGGUGGUUGGUCACUCGUUUCAUCAUCUUUACGAUGUCAUCAAACAAUCUUACUUCAACGACUUCAUCUAAUCAAUAUUAAACCACAUGAAUUUGAUAAAUUAUUGCGUAGUUCUGUAAUAAGACAACUACAUACUUUACUAGUUGAUAUAACAGAACAUAAUCCUUUCAACUAUCAAGUUGUAGAAGGAGCAUAUUUAGCUAAAGUAUGUUCACAACUGCCUGUUCUAAAAAUUUGUCGUCUUCCAUUUAAUUUUCGUUCGUAUAUUCGUGAUCGAUUAUCAAAAUAUUCAGUAUUACCACCAUUGAUGACUUUGCCAUAUCUUUCCAAUACAACUCAUCUUCGUACAUUGAGCAUUGGUAUUAAUACAUCACGCUUUUUAGAACGUUUACUUGUUUGUGUACCAUUUAUCGAAAAUCUCUCUGUUGGGGUAUAUGAUUCAAAGAAGUAUGAGAAUGAUAAUUUUAGUAUACUCAAAUUGCCUGUCGCUGUUAAUACUCAUCUUCUUCGUCGUCUAUUUCGUCUUAGUUUGAACUGUUUGGAUAACAGAAGUUUUCAUCGAGCCAUUGCGCUUUUAUCAUCUGUAUUUGGUCAACUUAUUCAUUUAUCACUAAAAUUAGAAAUGUGGUCAUCAGUAUCUGAUCCAUUUGUUGUAUCAGGUGAUACUAUUCAGCAAUUGUGUAUUGAUCGUCUCAAACCAUAUGCAACCUAUACUCUUAAUCUAUUGCUGACUAUCAAAGAAGAUUUAGAGGAAAAAGUAAUCCUGAAUUCGUUUUUUAAAGCUGCGUUUACUUAUCGAAAACGACCAGCCGUAAUUAUUCAAGAGAAUUCUCGGUUUUCUUGUAUUACUUCUGAUACUUAUUCUUUUUUCGUUUAUACUGUACCAUAUAAUGGUACAAUUCUUGAAACAUCAUUUUUUUCUGAAAAUCUCCAAAUAUCUUCUCAAAUAGCAGUUAAUGGAGUAAAAUUAUUUCCAUAUGCUAAUGAAUUAUUCAUCGAAGUUUGUGAAAGAGAAAGUCGUCUUAUAGAUCUCAGUAAUUGCAGAAGUUCAAUAUCAUUACUCGUUCCAUGGUCGUCACUAAAAAAAAUUUCAAUUGAAAAUAACAGUACUAUUAGUUCAGCUCAGCUCGCAUCAAUAUUAAAAUCAGCUUAUAACAUACAUACAUUAGAAAUCAAUGAUGAAGAUAGUAAUUUAGUUCAUGCUUUAUUAAAUAACGAAGAUAAUCUUGGUACAAUUGUUAAUCGACAAUCAUUCCGUGGAUUACAAAGCAAAUUACCGCAUACUGUUGUUGAUCAGAAUGAAUCUUCGAAAUAUAUUGUUAAUCUUGUUCGUUUUCUUGUUGAUCAUUUACAACAACUUGUUUCAGUUUCUAUAAGUUUUAAGUCGACUUCUUCUAGUUCACCCUGUUUUCCACCUACAAUUCGACGACAACUGUAUGAAUGGCCACUUAAUCGAUCAUAUCGAUUACGAUGUUCGUUUGAAGAAAUUCAAAUAUGGCUUUAA
Messenger RNA from Rotaria sordida, 1599 nucleotides. The record is from the annotation of a GenBank genome assembly. Lineage: Eukaryota; Metazoa; Rotifera; Eurotatoria; Philodinida; Philodinidae.